Messenger RNA from Thlaspi arvense, 387 nucleotides. NCBI's taxonomy places the organism in Eukaryota, Viridiplantae, Streptophyta, Magnoliopsida, Brassicales, Brassicaceae. The record is from the annotation of a GenBank genome assembly.
AUGAAGAAACUCCAGUCAUCUCUCGACCCGCAAACGGUGUCCAAUUCUGCAACCUACCAGCUCGUAUCAUCAAAGAGCUUGAGUGACGCGCUCAGAAGUACAACCUCCUCAGAUCAUAUGACUAGUCCUAGUAUCAUUAGCAGCCAUGCCUCCAAUCUCAACCAGGUGGUGGCUUCUUCAAGUUACGCCUCAAGCACUGAGAACAUAUCACGCCUCCUAGAAGUGACGGAUCAUUUGCUUCCAAGCCACCACCGACAGUCCAAAUCCGGGCAAGAAGGCAGUCAUUUAGGACCAAAUGAAGAGUUGGAAUCUCUUGAAAAUUGGCUCUUGGGUGAAACUAACGCUACUCAAGUGGAAGAAAUGAUGGAGUUGCCUCCAAUCUUCUGA